GUGAAAGAUACCUGUAUUUUGCGUGUCUGUUUAGAUAAGAUAUCACUACAUAGUCGGGGGGUCCUGGAUGAUUUCCCGGGAGUGCAUAACGUGUCCCAGCAAGUCGGAUCCUGCGGGGUAAGCCGUUAAUUAUUACAAGCACUCCAGCGCUUCUUGUCCAUUGCUGUACCGCGUUUAUGGCGCUACGUCACUAACGGACCACCAUAACGCUUCCAUUCCAGGCACCACGAAUGGCACGGAGAGGCACGACGAUAUCCAAGAUCCGCAAUACAAAGUGGUUGGUUCUGUUUUGGUUCACAGCAACAACGGAUGAGAUGUCAUCAUGGGACAAUCUCACUCAGAAUUGGAGCAUCGCUCCAAAGAGGAGGUCACUGCUAAACUCGCAGAGAAGUUCGCACGCAAAUGUUUCGAACCUUUAGAGCUGCACCACUUCAAAGAUAAUUUCAAAUCACUUGCCGACCACCAGCAAGAUGUACGCUAUCUCAAAGAAGACACCAUCGCCCGCUUUCUGGAGCUGCCCGACAUCCUUGGCGUCUCGCCUGUCGUCUUCCAGAUGGCCUCGUACAUUGGCGCAUUCCCCUUUCUGCAUGAUGCACCUGCCGUUCUUGGUUUCGAACAAAUGAUCAUGGUUGUCACGAUCCUGAGCGAGAGAUAUACCAAGAUACUAUCCAAAGGGGCCGCGACUAGGAGGAAGCUCCUCUUCAAGAGCUUGGCAGUAUACGAUCGUAAGGUGUCCGAGAUUGAGAAGCAGUACCAGACCUCGUCAACUAGCGAGACUAGAUCCCACGCGCCUGGCUUUGCGGUUGACGAAGCGGGCGAUGACCCAGAAGAUGAGGCGGUUGAUGACGAUGAACUAGUCCUCGCUGCCCUCGAUUCUUUGGAUCUCAACGAUGCAUUCAAGGCAGGCGACUUGCACGCUGCGACCACCCAUGGCGCCCUGAUACCAGCUGACAACUUCCGACGACUAGUCAUGCUAUUGUUGUUAGUAGCACCGCUAGAAGUUCAAGAGAGCCUUUCCAAGUUCGCCCCUCGUGUUACAGGCGAAGAGCUUGAAAGUCUUCGGACAACCGCGGAGAACAUAUUGUCAGCGUUCCUGAAUGUGGAAAGGUCUCCGGGAAUCACUUUCACUCAGUUCAACGAAGUCAUCCCAGUUAACUUUCCAUAUUUGUUCAACGGCUUCAACGCCCUUUUCGAGCACUUCCUCUUCUCUAAAAGUCUCGAUCUCAACAAGCGUAAAGGCAGCGUCCCCAAGGUUGAAGAACACGCCAUACCUCUUCCACCUUUACUACUGAAUAAAGGCCGAACUCUAAAUCUCAAUGUCCUGUCACAGUUGUCGUUCUUUGUACCAGGAAACGAACUAUUUCGGCGGCUGAGGCUGCUAUAUUCUGGCGCAGAGGCUGGCUUCUCCAUGGGAAGCUUCGAGGCCAAGGUCUUCAAUUGGCGUGCUCCUACUAUUUUGUUAGUUACGGGAACUAGACUGGAAGAAUCUACGAGACCCAGUGGAUCAGAAGCGCACUUCUUAGAUUCCAUACCGCCAAAGCGCUUUCCCAAUGGUAGUCCUCCGAACAAGGAUCGCGUCACAUUCGGGGCAUUGGUUCGGCAACCGUGGCGGAGCACCAACAAGGAGUGCUUUGGCGGCAAUGACAUGGUUCUCUUCCAGCUGGGUCCGACACACGAUGUAUUCGCUGCCUCAGUCAUCAACAAAGACUUUGUAGCAUUCACUAAACCCCCAAAUACAAACCCUGGCAUCACAAUCGGAUGUCCCAUUCCCAAGAUGGGUCAAGCCGCCCGCCAUGAGAGCCUUCGAGCUUUAGGUCCCGUCUCAUUGGUCAUUGACUCGAGCUUCGAGUUUGGUGUCUUCACGCACGAUUAUACAUCCCGCGGAGGGGCUUUUUCAACCAGUACCUCAAGGAAGUUUGACUUUCAGGAACGCUUCCAGAUUGACGACAUCGAAGUAUGGGGCUGUGGAGGCGACGCAGAAGCAAAAUCCCAACGAGAAAGAUGGGAAUGGGAAGCAAGGGAGGCUGAAGCAAGAAGGAGAAUCAAUUUGGGUACAGGGGACAUUGCGGCUGAUCGCGCUUUGUUGGAAAUGGCCGGCCUGAUCGGUACCAAUAGAAGCGGAGGGUCUAUGGCAUAACGGGCCAAUGAAUAGUAGAACGGUUAAAGCAUGGCGUUCGGGUCCAAUGUCAUUUACAGGUACUUAUGCAACAUGGGGCGAACAGGGACUUGAUUGUGAGUUUGAGCAGUUUUGCGAGACUACGUUCCACGCACGUAUUCUAAAAUAUAUGAACCGUGGACACCAAAUAGCACACAUGGUAUUUUAUAAUGGAGAAGUUUAAACUUGCUG
Truncatella angustata is the source of this 2347-nucleotide messenger RNA. Its product is annotated as restriction of telomere capping protein 5. The record is from RefSeq and is a predicted model, not a curated record. Lineage: Eukaryota; Fungi; Ascomycota; Sordariomycetes; Amphisphaeriales; Sporocadaceae. The transcript is spliced from 2 exons. The coding region runs from base 323 to 2137 and encodes 604 amino acids.